Molecule: messenger RNA, 9236 nt
Organism: Nerophis ophidion (straightnose pipefish)
Lineage: Eukaryota; Metazoa; Chordata; Actinopteri; Syngnathiformes; Syngnathidae
Product: potassium voltage-gated channel subfamily A member 1-like
Exons: 4
Coding region: 395-1960 (521 amino acids)
Biological process (GO): potassium ion transmembrane transport; protein homooligomerization
Cellular component (GO): membrane; voltage-gated potassium channel complex
Molecular function (GO): protein binding; delayed rectifier potassium channel activity
Source: RefSeq, a predicted model, not a curated record
GCACUAUUGGCCUUCGGAGAAGGUGGAAGAUUAAAUUUCGGCCUGACAGCGUUUCCUGUCGACACUGCAAGCAAAGAGAGAGUGAGGGGGCGACUCGUGAAGGGACCCACAAACAAGCUGAACCGUUUAACUUGCAGAUUAACACCCAAAGGAGCCACGCUGACCUUCGACCCCUCGAACUUCCUCUCACGAGCGAGGGAGGAAAGCGAGGAGGCGGCAAGGACUGGAGGUGACCAUGUUGGAGCUCAGGAAGAAGGUCGGGUGAGUGAAGACACCCUGAGGAGGUGGUGGCGGACAUGGAGGUGAAAAAAGUGUGAUAAGCCUAAGCAGACGGACGCUCACGCUAAUCAGAAAAGUGAGUAUUUGCAUCAGCAAGAGUCACUCAGGUUGAAAGAUGGCUGAUCCAAACAAGGAAGGCGGUAGUGAAAGAGGCGAGCCUGAAGACAAGCUUGCGGACGAGGACGAGGACAAGCGGGCCAAAGACGAGCACAACAAGCUGGAGAAGGAGAGCGGGAAUGUGGUGGCCCCGAGCAAGAACGUUAAGCGGGGAAAGCGGCGUCAACGGUUGCAGAGCGGCUGGGCCCUGAGCGAACGCCUGGCCAUCAACGUGUCGGGGAUGCGUUAUGAGACGCAGCUGCGCACCCUCGCUCAGUUCCCAGAAUCUCUGCUGGGAAACGCCCGCAAGCGUCUCCGCUACUUCGACCCUGACCGGAAUGAGCUCUUCCUGGACAGGAGUCGGGUCUGCUUCGACGCCAUCCUCUACUUCUACCAGUCGGGCGGGAGACUGCGGAGGCCCGCCAAUGUGCCCUUGGACAUCUUCAUGGAUGAGCUGCGCUUUUACGAGCUCGGGGAGGAAAUUUUGGACCGCUUCAAGGAGGACGAAGGCUUCCCGAAGGAGGAGGAGAGAGCUCUUCCCAGCGGUGACCUGCAGCGCCGCCUCUGGAUGCUCUUUGAGUACCCCGAGUCCUCCAGCGCUGCUCGCAUCAUUGCCAUCGUCAGCGUCAUGGUCAUCAUCAUCUCCAUCCUCAUCUUCUGCUUGGAGACCCUGCCCGAGUUCAGGAACGAGAAGGAACAGAGGGAGAGAUUUACCAGCAUCCUUCACCCAGCGGUGGCCAAUGAGAGCGUCUCAAACUUGCCGACCUUUACACCCUUCCAAGAUCCCUUCUUCAUCGUGGAGACCAUCUGCAUCUUCUGGUUCUCCUUUGAGUUCAUCAUACGCUUCACCUGCUGCCCCAACAAGAUGCACUUCUUUAAGGAUGUCAUGAACACCAUCGACUUCUUCGCCAUCAUUCCCUACUUCGUCACGCUGGGCACGGAGCUGGCCAAGGACAAAGGGACGCAGCCCUCCGUGUCGCUGGCCCUCAUCAGGGUCAUCCGGCUGGUGAGGGUCUUCAGGAUCUUCAAGCUGUCUCGCCACUCAAAGGGUCUCCAGAUCCUAGGGCAGACUCUGAAGGCCAGCCUGCGUGAGCUCGCCUUGCUCAUCUUCUUUCUCUUCAUCGGUGUCAUCCUCUUCUCCAGUGCCGUCUAUUUUGCAGAGGUGGACCGCCCUGACACGGCGUUCACCAGCAUCCCAGAGGCCUUCUGGUGGGCCGUAGUGUCCAUGACGACGGUCGGCUACGGGGACAUGUACCCGGAAACGGUGGGCGGGAAGCUGGUGGGCUCCAUGUGCGCCAUCGCCGGGGUGCUCACCAUCUCACUGCCCGUGCCCGUCAUCGUGUCCAACUUCAGCUACUUCUAUCACCGCGAGAUGGAGCGAGUGGACACCACAGAGUACCAGCAUGUCCCCGCGUCCCUUUGGGAAAACGACAUGGAGGACGGCGGAGAAGACGAUGAGGUGGGAGAUGAGGGGCCUGAGGACCCAGGAGAGCACGCACCGCUGUACGAAAGGAACAGCAAAGCGGCGGGAGAUCUGAGCGGGAAGAACUUCCUCUAUAGAGAACCUUUGGUCACUCAGGUGUGACAUAACCAGAGGAAGAAACCCUGUAGGUCCUAUACCUCCACGCUGAGGGAGAAGAGACACACAUGGACUUUGAUAACCGGCAAAGUCACUCAAGAAGCUGAAUUUGGGGAGUUAAGACCUUUUCUACAAACUGUUGGUUGAUUGGCUCAAUUUCUAUGCCUCGUUUACAAUUGCUAUGAUCUUUGUCAAUGAGCUUUAAAGGCCUGCUGAAAUGAGAUUUUCGUUUUUAAACUGGGAUAGCACGUCCAUUCUAUGUGUAAUACUUGAUCAUUUCACGAUAUUGCCAUAUUUUUGCUGAAAGGAUUUAGUAGAGAACAUUGAUGAUAAAGUUCGCAACUUUUGGUCGUUAACAAAAAAGCCUUGCCUGUACCGGAAGUAGCAGACGAUGUGCGCGUGACGUCACCGGUGUGAGGGCUCCUCACAUUGUUUAUAAUGUGAGCCUCCAGCAGUAAGAGCAAUUCGGACCGAGAAAGCGACGAUUUUCCCAUUAAUUUGAGCGAGGAUGAAAUAUUCGUAGAUGAGGAAAGUUAGGCAGGCGGCAGUGGGAGAGUUUCAGAUGUAAUUAGACACAUUUACGAGGAUAAUUCUGGAAAAUCCCUUAUCUGCUUAUUGUGUUAAUGGUAUCGUAGUGAGAUUGUAAAGUCAUACCUGAAAGUCGGAUGGCUGCGGUGAACACCAGUGUCUCUGAGAGAAGCCGAGGAGCCAAGAUCACAGCUGCCUUUUUGAGCUGCAGGAUGAGGUCGCGUAAUCCACUCAAGUCUCCGGUAAGAGCCAAUUUACAGGGGAACAUUAUCACCAGACCUAUGUAAGCGUCAAUAUAUACCUUGAUGGUGCAGAAAAAAGACCACACAUUUUUUUAACCGAUUUCCGAACUCUAAAUGGGUGAAUUUUGGCGAAUUAAAUGCCUUCCUGUUUAUCGCUCUCUUUGCGAUGACGUCAGAACGUGACGUCUCCGUGGUAAUACAGCCGCCAUUUUCAUUUUCAACACAUUACAAACACCGGGUCUCAGCUCUGUUAUUUUCAGUUUUUUUGACUAUUUUUUUGGAACUUUGGAGACAUCAUGCCUCGUUGGUGUGUUGUCGGAGGGUGUAACUACACUAACAGGGAGGGAUUCAAGUUGCACGACUGGCCCGAAGAUGCGAAAGUAUCUGCCGCCAGACCCCCAUUGAAUGUGCGGGAGUGUCUCCAAAUUUUACCGGCGAGGACAGACAUGGUACAGAGAUGAAUGGAUAACCUGCAGAUGCAUUCGCAACGAUAAAUUCAACGAAAUCACAAAGGUGAGUUUUGUUGAUGUUGACUUAUGUGCUAAUCAGACAUAUUUGGUUGCGGUGUGACUGCCAGCUAAUCGAUGCUAACAUGCUACGUUAAUCGAUGCUAACAUGCUAUUUACCGGCGGUGCUAAAGCAGACAUGGCACAGAAAUGUAUGGAUAACCUGAAGAUGCAUUUGCAACUAUAAAGUCAACGAAUUCACAAAGGUGAGUUUUGUUGAUGUUGACUGCCAGCUAAUUGAUGCUAACAUGCUAUGCUAAUCGAUGCUAACAUGCUAUUUACUGGCGGUGCUAAAGCAGACAUGGCACAGAGAUGUAUGGAUAAUGUGCAGAUGUAUUUGCAACUAUAUUACGUUUACUUCCACCCACAUUUAAUGCGAAAAAAACACUUAUUAAUCGAAGGAUUUAAGUUGCUCCAGUGUCAAGAGAUGCGAAAGUCCUGAUCGUUUGGUCCGCACAUUUUACCGGCGAUGCUAACGCAGCUAUUCGGCCAUGCUAUGGCUAUGAAUAGCGUCAAUAGCUAUUCGCUCAACAGCUUCAGUUUCUUCUUCAAUACUUUCAUACUCCAACCAUCCGUUUCAAUACAUGCGUACUGAAAUCAGAGUCUGUGGUAUCUGCCAUUGUUUACAGCAGCACUGUAAACUUUUUUUUAGGGAUAUUCGUGGACUGGUAAAAUUUUGAAAAAAAAUAAAAAAAAUACAACAAGCCACUGGGAGCUGAUUUUUAUUGUUUUUAACCCUUUUGAAAUUGUGAUAAUGUUCCCCUUUAAUAUCACAAUUUUCCCAUCCAAAAACUUGCUGGUUGACGUAGAGAAACAUGUUCGCUUGACCGCUGUGUGUUAAAGCUUCACAACAAACAAAGAAACACCGACUGUGUUUCAGUGAUAAAGGCAGCUGCAAUCCACCGCUUUCCACCAACAGCAUUCUUAUUUGACGUCUCCAUUAUUAGUUGAACAAAUUGCAAAAGAUUCAGCAACACGGAUGUCCAAAAUACUGUGUAAUUGCGUGAUGAAAAGAGACGACUUUUAGCCGUAAGUGGUGCCGGGCUAAAAUGUCCCCUCAGACCAAUAACGUCAAAAACACGCGUCAUCAUUCCGCGACGUUUUCAACAGAAAAACCGCGGGAAAUUUAAAAUUGUAAUUUAGUAAACUAAACCGGCCGUAUUGGCAUGUGUUGCAAUGUUAAUAUUUCAUCAUUGAUAUAUAAACUCUCAGACUGCGUGGUCGGUAGUAGUGGGUUUCAGUAGGCCUUUAAUAAAUAAGUUAUGGAGCUUUGGCGUCUUUGCACACAUCAAGUAUUCAGUGAGGACUAAAUGCUCUCUGAUGUGCAGCCAUUCAGCCACUAGAGGUCACAUGUGAGCUACUUAAGCAGAAGCGCUGGACCUGGCUGGACCAGCUGCUGCUUUUCAUUUACAAACAAAAGUGACAUCAGCAAACAUCAACAUCCUUUCCUCUUCAAACGCUCAUGUUAAUGUAGGCCACAUGACUCUGAUUGUGUUGUUUUGACUUCGGCCAGCCACAAGAUAGUCUUGAUCAGUUUAAUAUUCGUUAUUGUUUGCAUACAGUUUGCAAAAUGACACAUGUUUCUAAUACUAUGUUGAAUAAUGUUGCUACAGCAGAGGAGCAAAAAAAAUAUCAUAUUGCCGAGCCCUAGCCUCAGAUAUUAUACUGCCUUUGAAAAAUAAACGUACCUUUUUAUGUCAUGGACCGUGGACAUGAUGGCAAUAUGAGUCGAGGCGCAUGUUGCGAGUCAACACAAGCACAGACCACUUACAAGCAGAAACAGAAUGGAGACAGAAGAGGGUGAACGGACGUAUAAACGAUAAAAGUGAUGCUAUAAAAACUUAAGGGCCGCGCUGCAAGGGGUGCUUUAGAACAGUGGUUCUCAAAUGGGGGUACGCGUACCCCUUGGGGUACUUGAAGGUAUGCCAAGGGGUAUGUGAGAUUUUUUUUUAAAUAUUCAAAAAAAUAGCAACAAUUCAAAAAUCCUUUAUAAAUAUAUUUAUUGAAUAAUACUUCAACAAAAUGUGAAUGUAAGUUCAUAAACUGUCAAAAGAAAUGCAACAAUGCAAUAUUCAGUGUUGAUGUUGUAGGCACAAUACCAAUGUGAGCAAUUUGCAAAAUGCGCAACCACAUUUUGCAAAUUUGUAUAAUGCGCUGUCUUUUUUCAAAUUGCUUCCGGCUAUAUAUUUGAAUAAUGUGUGGUGCACAUUUUGCAAAUCAAUGGGCGCAAAUACAUGUUUUUGGUGUCAAAAUAAUUUAUUAAAUACUUAUGUAAAUCUAUUCAUUUGUAGUCGGGACAAUAUAACUGAGUAUUGCCCUCAGAUCAGUCCAACACUAACCACUAUACAGUGUACAUCCACGACUAAACUACUGACUAAACUACUACCACAACUUGGUUUACUAUUUAAUGAGGGCACUUUAAGUUGAUGAUUACUUCAAUGUGUAGAAAUCUUUAUUUCUAAUUUAAUCACUUGUUUAUUUUUCAACAAGUUUUUAGUUAUUUUUAUAUCUUUAUUUCCAAAUAGUUCAAGAAAGACCACUACAAAUGAGCAAUAUUUUGCACUGUUAUACAAUUUAAUAAAUCCGAAACUAAUGACGUAGUGCUGGGUUAUACUUCUUUAUCUCUUUUUUUUUCAACCCAAAAUGCUUUGCUCUGAUUAGGGGGUACUUGAAUUAAAAAAAAAUUUCACAGGGGGUACAUCACUGAAAAAAGGUCGAGAACCACUGCUUUAGAAUAUAGCUUGCUAGCAGCUAACGUCACGCCCCACUGUUUGAGCUACUUCUAUAGCCACGCCUCUAUGGCGACACAUAAAGUAAGCUUCUUACAAGUAUCUUCCUUGCAGGAUGAGGAAUAGCUAAACAUGCUUCACUACAAACCAUAGGAGGAUACAAUAGCUAACCGCUAACAGCAAACUAGCAACCCUGAAUGUAAAAAAAAUGGGUGGCUCUAUACAAAUAUCGACUGUAAUGAUACCAAGUACUAGAGACAUAUGUUAUCGAUACAAUGAUCACGUCAAUAUUUUUUUAAUUAUCAAAAAAGCUUAUGUAAUUUUUGUUGUUUUAACUCAGGAAAUACAUCCCUGGACACAUGAGGACUUUAAUUAUGACCUAUGUAUGACCUUGAAUGUACUUGGUAUUGGAUCCAUACCCAUAUUUGUGGUAUCCCCCAAAAUAUAUGUUAAGUAUCCAAACAGCAGAAAAAUAAGUGAUUAUUACAUUUUAAAAGAAGUGUAGAGAGAAAAUGUUGAAACAGAAAGCAAACAGAUAUUAACAGUAAAUGAACAAUUAGCAGUGAUGGGCAAACUACAAGUUACUCUCAAUUAAAUGUAACUUAGCUUUCCCUGUAGAAUUGUAGCAAGCUACCCUACAAGCUACAUAUAUAUAUAUAUAUAUAUAUAUAUGUAGCUUUCCCUGUAGAAUUGUUACACUAUACAAGCUACAUAUAUCCAUCCAUCCAUUUUCUACUGCUUAUUCCCUUUUGGGGUCGCGGGGGGCGCUGGCGCCUAUCUCAGCUACAAUCGGGCGGAAGGCGGGGUACACCCUGGACAAGUCGCCACCUCAUCGCAGGUCCAACACAGAUAGACAGACAACAUUCACACACUAGGGCCAAUUUAGAGUUGCCAAUCAACCUAUCCCCAGGUGCAUGUCUUUCGAAGUGGGAGGAAGCCGGAGUACCCGGAGGGAACCCACGCAUUCACGGGUAGAACAUGCAAACUCCACACAGAAAGAUCGCGAGCCUGGAUUUGAACCCAGGACUGCAUUACUAUUAACUAUCUGUCAUUUAUAUACUCCCUCUCAGUGUUCUAGUACCCCACUGUAUGUAUUUAUUUAGUUAUUUUGCCUUUUCUUUGGCCCACCCCUAUACCAUUUAACAUUUUCUCUACCUCCGGUAAAAAAAAACAAAAAAACAGUAUCUAUCUAUAUGUGGACAAAAAAAAAAAACAAUGACUUGUGUGUUUGGGAACAGUGGCAGUAAAACUUUUCAUGAACUCAACUCACCUUAACGCAGUGGUUCUCAAACUUUUUUUGUCAUCCCCCACUUUAGAAAAGGGGGAGUUUUCAAGCCCCCCCUGCCCCCAUCGCCCCGACAGAAGGCUAAUGCCUAGUUUAACAUUUUCAUAUUUAUUGAACGUCAAGUAACAUUCAAGUUGUAUACAUUCAAACUCAAUAACAUAAAAUAACAUCAAGUUCAAUAAUAAAUAAAAUAACUGUGCAGCUGUGGUAUAACUUGCAUUAAGUUCAAUAAUAAAUAGAAUAACUAUUCUGCCAGUUUUCUUUGAAAGAAAUCAAGUGUCUUAUUGACGUUAUGGGGUGUGUUGUCUCCAGGUGUCUCUUUAAUUUGUUGGGUCUCAUGCUGUCUGCUGCAAGCAGUUUUAGACACAGAACACACAGGGGUCUCUCCUCUGCCCCCACCACCGUUGCCGUGAAUCCAAGAGCAAGAUACCCUUCAUAUUUUAUUUUCGAUUUUUGUUUCUCUGCAGGCGCUGGCUCUGAUUUGACGACCUUUGAGGUGCGAGUAACAAAUUUAUCCAUUUUGUGUAAUUGUGGUCCACACAUUAGCCUGCUACCCAUCCGCGUGAAAGAUUGUUCCGCUUAGCCCCGCCCCCAUUAGUUACUGUUGCUAUAUAUGUCAAACUUUCGCUCCUACCUAGAAAUUUAAAGCCUGGAGGAAACAUAAGUAAUUCACAUUUAUUUACAUAACAGAUUUCACAGACAGAAUCACAAAGUAGUUUACCGUGUGUAUAGAAAAUGAAAGCAUAGUAAAAAAAAAAAAAUCUAAGAAUAUAAUAAAAAAAAAUUUUUAAGUGAAAUUUCCUCCCGUUCAUCACGCCCCACCUGUCAUGUGUCUAUUCCCCACACUUUGAGAAACGCUGCCUUAACGUGUGUUCCUAAAUUUGUUUUGGACGUCUUAGAUCAGUGGUGUCAAACGUACGGCCCGUAGGCCGGAUCAGACCCGCGAACAGGUUUUAUCUGGCACCCAAGAGGAUUUUGGAAAGUACAAAAUUUACCUGAAAUUUUUGAAUGAUAAAGAAACUGCUCUUCCAAAUGUGUCCACUAGAUCAGUGGUCCCCAACCACCGGGCCGCAGAAGAAUUUUUUAUUAAUUUUUACUAAAAAAAAAUAAUAAAAAAAAUAGAAAUAUUUAUUUUUAAUUAAAAUAACUUAAAAAACACAAUAUACACAUACAAUUAGUGCACCAACCACAAAAACCUCCCCUUUUCGUGACAAAAACGUCCCUUUUUCAUGACAAAGAAAAAAAAAAAAAAAAAGGAUCCCCCCGGGCCGCAGGACAAAUUAUUAAGCGUUGACCGGUCCGCGGAUACAAAAAGGUUGGGGACCACUGCACUAGAUAACGCAAUAGCAAUUAUUUGCAGGUGUGCUCAUGACUUCGAAGGGGGCGGAGCUAUUAGCUGCUGGUUAACGGGGAUUCAUGCUGAAAUAACAUGUAUCCCCUUCUAACUUCAUGUGUGAUUCGUGAAAUGAGUCCAAAUUCACAGGUUUUGUUGUAGAUGAUGUAUUAUAUGUACAGAAUAAACCACAUGAUGUUAGUACAUCAGUUGAGGAAAAUGAGUAAAAUACAUUAAUAACCUGCUGCAAUUUGAUGUUAAUAUUACUAUUUAUUACAUCUUCUAAUAGAUUACAAUUUUACACCAAUGAGAGCAUUUUAAAACUCACACCGAUUUAACUGAUGAACAUUAUCACAUCAUUUAUUCAGAAAUUAUAAAUCACGACAAAUGAAGAUAGACUACUAUGAACAGCGACAUGUAAGUGUAAAAAAAACCCAACAUUAUGAUUUGUAUGUUUUCAGAUUGUGUGUGUUCUAUUUUUAAACAAACAAAACAAUCUGAAGUUGUUUUUAUUUUUAAGUUAUCAUGACAUGAUUUUAGCCAGUUGGGAAUAGAUUUUCCUCUAUGUGGCCGCUGAGCUAAAAUAAGUUUGAUACCCCUGUCUUAGAUGAAGAGCGCAGUUAUGACUUUGGUUUACAGAAUAAAAAACUAAAAACUAA